This is a messenger RNA of Vitrella brassicaformis, 1410 nucleotides long. The record is from the annotation of a GenBank genome assembly. NCBI's taxonomy places the organism in Eukaryota, Vitrellaceae.
CUACGCCACCAUCUCCAACAAUGUCGGUAGCGCGGCGAGUUGCUCGUUUCUCAGGGCUCUCGGCAAGUGCAGAGGCAGUGGUGGCACGGCGAUGCUUCGCCUGGCCCUCUGAAGCAUCCAGCACGUCCACCUGCAGCCCUGCGGUGCGCAUCGCUCCUCCUGCGGUCAUGUUUCCGUCGAUCGGUCUCAGCAAGGAGGUCGACCGGUCUGCUGGCGUCAUGGAGAGCAGCUGCAAGGCCUUCUUCACGACAGUCAUCCCUGCAAAAUAUCCAAGUAAGCAAGAACACGCCGCGCACAAGAAAUGCACGGAGUCAUCGUGUGUGUUUGAGCAUUUAGAGGGUUACGAGCCUCCCAAGAAGACGACAGUGUCGCCGAUCUCGUCAGUGGCGGGAGACGUUGAUGACGCGAAGGCAGUCAAGAAGACGGGCAUCAAGAUCCCCACCAAGCGGGCGGUGCAGAUGGCGCGCAAAGAGAAGACCGACAAGGUGUGGCUGGGCAGCCAAAACGCCACAUACUGACUGACUGACUGACUGGCUGACUGACCUGCCCGCAUCACACCCACCCUCAUCCGCACGCGCCACUGGUCUCUGUCACUUCGUGUGUUUGGGAAGAUUGAGGGCGUCCUCUGUGUGUGGGCGGCUGCCAAGCAGCUCCCUUGCCUGAGGGGAUGGCCAUGCAGUUUUGCACCCGUGUGAGACGGUGACGGUGUGCUGUCACCAUUUCACCGUGCGUGUUACUUACAUAGAUGUGUGUCCACUUACUUGUGCUGACUGUUUUGGAUGGUAAGAAAGACUACACGGCAUGGCAUGCAGCUUUUGCACCAACCGUACGCCCGACGGACAUGUAUACGCACCACCCACCCCUGUUGUCAUUACCCACUUGCCUUGCCCCCUCAUCCAUCCACGUUGCUGCAGUGCUGCAGACACACAUAUGCGUAGUGGGCUGUGUUGUCCAACUCACCCAAUGACUCGUGUGUCCGUUUUACAUCUGUGGGAGAGGUCAUGAGGAGGACAAGCUUUUUCGCGUCUACUGACAGCGUGCCUCGCUCAUCUCCUCGUCCGUCCUGUCUGGGCAUGUGGAUGGCGGGCUUAGCAUUUUGGUAGUAGAUGGAACAUACGUGUGAGAGAUCGUUUCAAAGCUGCUGCAUCCAUCCAUCGAUUCGAUGCACUGAGUGGCAGUCAGUGGGAUGGAGGAAGGGGACAGGGCAGUUCACAGCCUGCAGUGGGUGUGUUAUCCAGUUCCAUAUGCGUAUGCUCUUCUUGGCGCUGUGCUUGCCAAGACGGACCGUCGCUCAUCCAUGUCAUCGAUGUGACGGCCCAUGGCGGGCAUGGCUGAGGAUGGCUUGCGUGCUGUGGAUUCCUAUGGGUGAAAAUUUCACACGACAUUUGGAUCGAUGGAUGGAAUGACGAG